UGCGCCGCUUAGGGAGUAUCGUCAGUUCCGGUGUGGCGGCAAUGGAAAGCGCCGGAAAUGGUCCCGUCCCGUUACUGGUCCUAGUCCUUGCCUGGAACGGACGGGUGACUGUGGCGGGUAUAGCUAGGAAGACGGGCAGGCACCAUGGUGGAGGAAGUGCAAAAGCACUCUGUGCAUACCCUUGUAUUUAGAUCUUUGAAGAGAACGCAUGAUAUGUUUGUGGCUGACAAUGCAAAACCUAUACCACUGGAUGAAAGGAGCCACAAAAUAAAGAUGUCAGUUAAACUACAUACGGAAUACAGUUCUGUGCUGCACAUGCCUGUCUUGAAAGAAAAUGCUCGAGAGAAGGGCUCUCACCAUGUCAUUGAUUCCUAUGGACAUAAGCAGUAUCUUCAAAAUCAAGGAGAAGAUAAUGAAUAUUUGAUAACAGGAACGCAUCCAUAUCCUCCUGGACCUGGAGUGGCCUUGACUGCAGACACGAAAAUCCAGAGGAUGCCUAGUGAAUCAGCAGCUCAGUCAUUAGCUGUUGCACUGCCGCCACCUCAGUCCAAAAUAGAAGCAAAUCGAACUGCUGCUGGUAUAGGUGAUAUAUACAGACAUGCUGGGAUUCCUGAACGUUCACAGCUUCCAGGUUUAACUAUGGCUAUGAUGGAAGCAGGUGGGAACAAAAACUCUGCAUUGAUGGCAAAGAAGGCUCCAACAAUGCCAAAACCACAGUGGCACCCCCCAUGGAAGCUGUACAGAGUUAUCAGUGGUCACUUGGGCUGGGUGAGAUGUAUUGCAGUAGAACCAGGAAAUCAGUGGUUUGUUACUGGUUCUGCUGACAGAACUAUCAAGAUCUGGGACCUUGCUAGUGGCAAAUUAAAACUCUCUUUGACGGGGCAUAUUAGUACAGUUCGAGGUGUAAUAGUAAGUGGAAGAAGUCCAUACCUCUUCUCUUGUGGAGAAGAUAAACAGGUGAAAUGCUGGGAUCUUGAAUAUAAUAAGGUUAUUAGGCAUUAUCAUGGUCACUUAAGUGCUGUCUAUGGCUUGGAUUUGCACCCAACAAUAGAUGUACUUGUAACAUGCAGUAGAGAUUCAACUGCACGUAUUUGGGAUGUGAGGACAAAAGCUAGUGUGCAUACAUUGACAGGACACACAAAUGCAGUGGCAACAGUGAAAUGCCAAGCAGCGGAACCACAAAUUAUCACAGGAAGUCAUGACACCACUAUACGGCUCUGGGACUUAGUGGCAGGAAAAACACGUGUCACUUUAACUAAUCACAAGAAAUCAGUAAGAGCAGUUGUACUGCACCCAAGACAGUACACAUUUGCAUCUGGUUCUCCAGAUAACAUUAAACAGUGGAAAUUCCCUGAUGGCAGUUUCAUCCAAAAUCUUUCUGGCCAUAGUGCUAUUAUUAAUACGCUGGCUGUGAAUUCAGAUGGAGUUCUGGUUUCUGGAGCUGACAAUGGCACUAUGCAUCUUUGGGAUUGGAGAACUGGGUACAACUUCCAGAGGGUACAUGCAGCUGUACAGCCUGGCUCUUUGGACAGUGAAUCUGGCAUAUUUGCUUGUGCAUUUGAUCAGUCUGAAAGCAGACUUCUUACUGCUGAAGCUGAUAAAACUAUAAAAGUCUACCGAGAAGAUGAUACUGCGACUGAAGAAACUCAUCCUGUCAGCUGGAAACCAGAAAUCAUCAAGAGAAAACGAUUUUAAUGAGAAUCCACCUGCAUAGCAGUGCCAUAAUUCUGACUCUGACUAGGACAACAAAGCCUGAACUCUGCCAAAGUCAUUGCUUUGUUCAGUUUACAGUUUUUAUAUUAUAUAUGGCUUCCCUCUAGGAUUUUAUCCUCUUCCUGAUCCCAGGAAAUCAGCUGCAGCUGUUAUACAUGUCUGAAGAAGUCAGAGCUAGUUUAAUAAAAUGGUAAUGUGCUGGUGAUUAUUAUUAUUAUUAUUAUUAUUAUUAUAGUCACCAAAUGUGUGCAUGUCAUUCUGUGUGGGCAGAAGGUGAUGACCCUCCUCUUCUCCUGAGGUUCCCCCCCCCCCUUUUGCUUAGUACUCACCACACUGAAAUGAUCGAGGGGAAGAAAGAGCCAUUGUAUUAAUGAUUUGUUUCCUUAAUACAAUGAGCUGCUUUUCAAAGAGCUGUAAUGCAAUAAAAUAUAAACUUCAUUUCUACUUUGUUCCUGGGCUUCAACAACCAGGAUGUGGAACUGAGCUUUUGUGCUUUUUAUGUGGUGAAUGUGUUGUUUCAAAGUCACCAUUUUCAUUUUUGCCUUUCCUAUAUCCUACUUAAUUUUUUAAUGAAAUGACAUUUUAAAAACACUUUGACUUGUCUCUCUUCUUUCCUUUUUCAUGAUCCCAGCAAAACGUUUUAAUACUCCUCAGAGGUCAUCGAAUAAAAAUUCUGAAACAACACGUGUGUUUUGGCUGGGAUUCAAACAGCUUAGUGGAAAUUGCUCCCAUUCAUGGUGAGAAGACAUUUCCAAUUUUGCUUUCUGACUACAGCCCUUUGCACUGUACUAAAUCCUGUUCCAUUAGGUUCUGAGACCUUCAGGUGAAGUUUUUGAGGAGGUGUGGGAGGCUGCACUGGGAUGAAGGAAAGGCACCAUUGCACACUUGACUCUUUGGAUCCUGCCUACUAUUUGAAAAACACACCCUUGUUCAGGGCUGCACAGUUUGGCCCUCCUGCAGAUGUUGGACUACAACUCCCAUCACCCCUGGUGGUUGGCCACUGUGGCUGGGGAUGAUGGAAGUGUAAUCCAACAACAGCUGGAGGGCCAAAGUUGUGGAGCCCUGCCCUAGAUGGACAAAGGUCACAUCCUUCCAUUUUGUUGAUAAUUCCAUUUUUGCACAAGUUGCAAAAAAGGGGGGUGGGAGUUGGGUAUAUUUAGCAUCUUGUACUGUUGUACUGGAGUUAACAAGGGUAUAUGUUACAGAUGCCUAUCUAUGUAGACAUUUAAUAUUUCCAGUGAAAUACUUGGUUUGUAAAACCAGCUAUUAUCAACCUAAUUCCCAUAAAAGCUCGGAAACUAUAGAUGGGCGUGAUGUCAUUAAUUUAAAUGAGUUGUGCAUUUUAGAUAAAUGCUUAGUUACAAAUAGUAUGUAUUUCAAGUGACCACUAGUAUGAUACUAUGGUUUUUAAAGUGUGAACUCUUGAAAGAACUUUUAACUUUAACUUAAUAUUCUCAGCAGUUAUAUAAAUUCAGCUCCUAAUAGUGCUGAAGCUUGGAGUGCAGGUAGGAGGGAUGUGCACGAAAUGGAUCUUGCAUUCUGUUCCAAGCUCAGAACAGAACACAAGAUCCGUGGACCGUUCACUCAGAACAACCGGUCGGGCUGGUUGUUCCAACGGAAUGACCCCAUUCUGUCAGAAUGUGAUGAGUGCCAUCUUAGAAUCCAAAAUGGCGCUCUUCUGGCCUCUGUGCACGUGCAACAGCCAUUUGCAUGGUCAACACCACUACAGAAAUGGCCGUCGCACAUACGCAGAGACCAGAAGAGCUCCAUUUUGGAUUCCAAAAUGGUGCUUAGAACAUUCCAAGCUCAGAACGGGGUAGUUCUGUGAACUGUUCUGCAUAUCCCUAGCAAGUAGCAUUAAAAUAAACGAAUUUACUCUUGAGUUAGUUGUACAUUGAGUUGGCAUAUGGUUGCCUUCCUUAAUUUCCUGUUUCAUGACAAACUAUAUUUUGCCAUUACAUUCAAGUUGGGUAAUCUAUUAUUUAAAAGAGAUAAAAACAAAACAGGACCACAGCAAUUUCAUGUUUGGGUGAAAAAUUAUACAAUCUAAAUCACCCAAAGAGGCUAUUCACACGGGCAGCCAAGCCCAGGGGUGUGUGGGUGCGGGCUGCAGGCAAACCCGCUCACACACAGAGCUGGGCAGCAAGAGCACCCAGAAGAGGGAGGAUCCCUCAGUGAACCAUUGGCACAGUGCAUUGAGGGAUGCUGGAGGACUUCCUCCUCCAAGCUAAAGUACUACUUAGAAAGCCACUGUUCUAAUAAGACAGUGCUGCGAUACUUUUAGCAACUGAAGGAUGCCACUUGAACUAAAAUCAGUUGCAUUUUUUUCCAGAAAGAUUUUUUAACUUCUUUCUUUGUUGGUGACCAUGUCUGUAUAUGAUGAUGUUUAAGGAAUGACCAUUAAUGCAGGACUGAACAAAUUUUCUUUGGUUCUUAAGAGCCAGUCCAAAAAUUUAGGAGUUGGACUGCCCUCCACUCUAUGGGGAGAGCCAGCUCACUGCUCACUUCCAGCCAUUCCUGGUCCUCCAUGGGAAAGUGGACUAAACUUCCUUGCUUGCCUUCCCCUUUCUUGCUCACUCCUGCCUUGGGUCACAUCAGACAGGCAAUGGACUGAAACAAACGCAAGAUUUCAGUUGAUUUUGAUAGGAACAGCAAAAGGUUGCUUGUGUUGAUGUAAAAAAUUGCCAUUACUUCUUGAAACCCCUUCAUAUGUCUGAUAGAAAUGUGAGAAAUUCAUUGCACAUUUAAUAAAUGGAUUUGCCAGAAUCAAAUUGUGGGUUAUAAUAGAAACAGGGUCCUCAUUUCAGAGUUCAUUCUGCUCAGCCAACACAAUGAGGUCAUUCUCAUGACACCCCUGAGGGAGGUCUGAGGGGAAGGCAGGAGCUCCUGUACACCCACAGGAGCAGCGGUGUGGAGAAGGCAAAAGCUGGGAGCAAGAGGACUUACCUCUCCCACAUCCCAGAGUGCCCCGUGCCAUGAGGCCAGCAGCUGCUCUAAUGAGAGCAGCCACCACGGUCGGCAUGGCCACUCUUUCCCCCAGGUUGCUGCUGGAAAUGGUGGUGGGCUAGGCAGAAAAAUUAUUAAUCUAUUGAAUUCUUUGCCAUUGGAUGUGGUGAUGGCCACAGCUUGGAUGGCUUUAAAAGAGACUUAGACAAAUUCAUGGAGUACAGGUCUAUCAAUGGCUACUAGUCUGGUGGCUGUGGGCCACCUCUAGCUUCAGAGGAAUGAUGCCUCUCAAUACCAGUUGCAAGAGAUGUCUCUUGCCUGUGGGCUCCACAGAGACAUCUGGUGGGCCACUAUGUGAAACAGAUACUGGACUAGAUGGGGCUUGGACCUGAUCUAGCAGGGCUGUUCUUAUGUAGAAGUCUUUUUACCUCGGGGCAAUCAUUCAAACAGGUUCAUGUUGGGUUAAAAAGUCAGGCUACCCAAUUCUGGAGCAGCCAGAAGGCCCCUCAUCCCAGUGUUCCACAGGUAACCCAGGCUGUUCAUGUCGUGAGAACAGCCUCAAUGGCUUAUAGGAUCAGCCCAUUACCUGUGCUUGUUAUGGUACUUGUAUUCAGGUCUUUGCAACUGAGCUACUUCCUUCACAGUCAAUUCUGAGUGAUUUCUAUGAGGUAUGUAAUGGAAGAGCAGCAAUCCACCAUUCAUAAAUUUAGUAUAACUUAUUUUGGGGAGAGUAAGUGAAGGAGUAAAGAUCUUUUGUGAACUAUUUAUCAUUUUGUUUUGCCCUUCAUAUAGAACAUUUUCAACACCGAGCUGUGUGUCCAUCCAUCCUCUCACCUGCCCCUCUCAACUUUGCAAUGCCUGGGGGAAUGAACCAAAUUGGGUACAAUUGUAGGGACACAUAGGAACCUUUCAAUGGCAUAGUUUGUGAUGAUGUCAUUCACUCCAGUUCAAGAUGGCAGACAUGUAAAUGUUUGAGGCACAAGAGGGCUAACUUGGGGAGUGUAACCAAUUUGAACCAAAGUUGGUACAGUUGUACUGAGUGACACAAAGGGAAAUCUCAGUGAUGUAGUUUAUAAUGAUGUCAUCCAUCCAGAUUCAAGAUGGUGGACACACAAACGUUUGAGGCACAAGAGGGCUAACUUGUGAACAGCCUAACCUAUUUGAAUCAAGCUUGCUGCAGGUGUAAGGAUACAUAGGGAUGGCUCAAGGUCAUAGGCAGAUUAGUUCUUACCAGAACAACAUGUUUUAUUAUGUGCAUGUGUGCCACUGCCUACAUUUCACAAACCUAAGUUUAGAAGUAGAACACUCUUGGCCAUUGCAACUUUGCUUAUGGAGAAAUCAGAUAAUAAUCCAGUGCUCUGUAUUUGGGCAAUUGUUGGCAGUGGAUGCUUUGUGCUUUUCACUGAGCAGCAAAAAUGUACGGCUGAAUCAAAAUACUGAAAGGUGUCAAGCAAUUGUCAUUUAGAUCUUGAAUUAGUACUUAAAACGCUUGGUUAGAUUUACAUUUACUCUUCCAAAACUAAUCAGAGCAAUGAUUUGGGACCAUGGGAAUGGUCAUGUGUCACUAUGAUUGUCAAAUGCUGUCCCCAGAGAAACAUCAGGGACCAAAAGAUGGUUUUCUCUGUAACUGGUACAUAAGUAUCAGUUCUGUAGAUAAGAUGCCCUAGCAAGGAAUCUUGCAUAGUUUUUGUGCUUAGUUUCUUUAGAGCAUUUGUGCGUGGUGUACAUUUUGUGUACUAAUAUGUAAUCUAUUUUUAAAAAAACAAAUGUGGACAUCCAGGAGACUUGGCUUAAAAUGUACAUCUAUUGCUUUGUUUGAAACUGAGGAGCUGUUAAAGUGUCUCAAAGUGGAAUCUGAACUUGGAUGAUUUCCUCCUAUCUGGUGGAAUGCACUGUUCAGAGAGCAUAUAGGCCUAGCAUUCCAGUUGCUGUGACAUUUUAAAAAAUAUUAUACAUAAUUAUGAGGAAAACACUUCCUUGUAACAUAAUUGAAAGUUUGUGAUUGGUAUGGAUGAUGAUAUAGCUUAAAGUUGGUUUGCUGUACAUUAAAGCAUGCAGUGUAAAUUACCAAGAACGCUAUUUGUUAAAGGAAGGCUGGGGCAACCAAUGACACAUUUAUGGUGUGUUGUUGUUUUUUAAUUAUAAAUCGUGGGAAUUCUUCUCUGCAAGUUAAUCAUCAAUAAAAGUUUCAUUACAGAAGUGA
Hemicordylus capensis (graceful crag lizard) is the source of this 6862-nucleotide messenger RNA. RefSeq names its product pleiotropic regulator 1 (gene PLRG1). Gene Ontology annotation, cellular component: catalytic step 2 spliceosome; precatalytic spliceosome; Prp19 complex. The transcript is spliced from 15 exons. Lineage: Eukaryota; Metazoa; Chordata; Lepidosauria; Squamata; Cordylidae. Gene Ontology annotation, biological process: mRNA splicing, via spliceosome. Bases 145 to 1695 code for a protein of 516 amino acids. Gene Ontology annotation, molecular function: protein binding. The record is from RefSeq and is a predicted model, not a curated record.